Messenger RNA from Papaver somniferum (opium poppy), 1850 nucleotides. RefSeq lists its product as uncharacterized. Gene Ontology annotation, biological process: mRNA destabilization. Bases 198 to 1514 code for a protein of 438 amino acids. The transcript is spliced from 8 exons. The record is from RefSeq and is a predicted model, not a curated record. NCBI's taxonomy places the organism in Eukaryota, Viridiplantae, Streptophyta, Magnoliopsida, Ranunculales, Papaveraceae. Gene Ontology annotation, molecular function: mRNA binding. Gene Ontology annotation, cellular component: cytoplasm.
UCUCUUGAAACCCUCGGUAGCAGUCUCUAGGCUUCUUUUUCUUUUUCUUUUCUCUUCUUCUCUCUUUCUUUCCUUCCUUCCUUUCAUUUCUGUCCUGCUAGGUUUUCUCCUUGAAAAGCUGCUGAAAUUUUGCUUGAUAUUUGGUCGUUUUUAAUCCAGAUCUGUAGCAGUUUUUAGGGUUUUAAGUGAAGGAGGAGAUGGAUACAGGAUUGAAAUCAGCUUCGGUUGCUAGUUUGUCUAAUCAAAAUGUGGUUUCUGGGAAAGAUGGAAGCAAAAACAAUUUCAGUUCUUCCAUAUCCUCGUCACGUUAUGGUAAUUCUGACUUGAAAGGAGGGGUUAAUCAAGUACCAGCUACAGAGCACAGUUUAUACUAUCCAACCAGUUGCUAUGGUUACUAUUAUCCAGGAUAUGAUGGUUCAUAUCCUGAAUGGGAUGAUCGUCAUUAUUUUCACGCAGGUGAUGGAUCAGAGAUUCCAUACUCGGUUCCACAGUUGGGGAUUGAUUAUCGAUCUUCUGCAUUCGCGAAAGGUUGCUAUCCAAUGGGGAAGUAUGCUGCAUUCUCUAAUCAGCAAGGGCUAUUUCCAAAUAAUGGUUACAUGUACUACAGGCAAAAUGCCAGAAACUGGGUUGGCAACGACAGAUAUAGAUCUCGAGAGAGGUUUAAUAGGAAUGGGGAAUUUGAAGCCUCUAGUGAGCUAAACCGUGGUCCUAGGGCUCGUCGAGUGAUCUCAUCAGCUGAGAAAGACCAGUUAACCCCUGCAGCUCACAAAGACAAAUAUAACCUUCCAGAGUUCCAGACAGAUUACGAAAAUGCAAAGUUCUUUGUAAUAAAGUCCUAUAGUGAAGAUGAUAUUCACAAAAGUAUCAAGUAUGGUGUGUGGACUAGUACAGCAAAUGGCAACAGGAAGCUGGAUGCGGCAUUCCGAGAGGCAGAGACGAAAUCUGGAGAGAUGUGCAAAAGGUCUCCCAUCUUUCUCUUCUUCUCAGUAAAUGGGAGCGGGCAGUUUGUUGGCCUAGCUGAGAUGACUGGGCAAGUUGAUUUCAAGAAGGAUAUGGACUUUUGGCAGCAAGACAAGUGGAAUGGCGUCUUUUCAGUCCAAUGGCACAUAGUUAAAGAUGUUCCUAAUGUCCAAUUGCGACAUAUCAUACUUGAAAACAAUGACAACAAGCCUGUGACCAAUAGCAGGGAUACUCAGGAGAUUGGAGUGAAGCAAGGUUCAGAAAUGCUGACCAUUUUCAAGAGUUUCUCUACAAAAACAUGCAUGCUAGAUGAUUUUAACUUCUACGAAGACAGGGAGAAGGCACUUCUUGCCAGGAGAACUAGUAAAGCUGCUCUUUCACAAGAGGAGAUCGACAGAAAGAAAGAGUUUUCAAAGCAUUUGGAAGCAGGUGUAAAGAAGAUUGAUGAAGCAUCAAUCAAGGGUCAGAUUGCGACUGAUGCCAAGACUGCUUCACUCAUUGAGCUCACCAAGAACAUGUCGCUCAAUCCCCUUCCGUCGAAAAUAGUUCGAUGAAGUGCUCUGGCCUCUUAUCUACAGCUUAAUUUGAAUUGAAUACGCAUACUGUUAUGCUGGCUAAAUUGUAUCAUUGCAGCUAACAAGACAUUCUGCACUCACAUACUCUCUAGAUAGCAGAUGUGGGUUUUGGUAUUUCUGUUGUCUUAAUUUUAGAAUUUAGGAGUGAACAACUUGCUUUUUGUUUCUUUUUCUAAUUUGCGUCUUCUGAGUUUCAGCAGAGAGCCCUUUGUAAGUUGAUGAUUUUAGUUUCAAGUUACUGAAAGUUUUGCACAGGAGGAUCUAGACUUUAAUAUUGUCUGAAUUGCAGUAAAAAGAUCCAAAUCAGAUUUUCCA